This is a messenger RNA of Penicillium expansum, 3993 nucleotides long. RefSeq names its product extracellular serine-threonine rich protein. The record is from RefSeq and is a predicted model, not a curated record. The transcript is spliced from 3 exons. The coding region runs from base 1 to 3993 and encodes 1330 amino acids. NCBI's taxonomy places the organism in Eukaryota, Fungi, Ascomycota, Eurotiomycetes, Eurotiales, Aspergillaceae.
AUGAAGGUCACUUCGGCUAUUGCGUUUUUCUCUCUUCUGGCCUCUGGCCAGGCCACCGGAUCGUACUGGGGCUCCGAGAAAUCCUACUCCAGCCCGGGUAGAUCGUCUAACAAGUGUAACACCCACCAGAGCAAGGGAUUCAGCUGGACUGACCUCGCUGCUGGCUCUUUCUCCGAGUAUGGUGGCUUUUCCUUCUCCGGUUUCACUUGUGGCAAUGGCUUUGGUUCUAGCCUGGGAAAGCGUGGCACCCAGAAAUGUAUUUCUGGUACCGUCUCCAAGGGUAGCUCCUCUAGCUCCAGUGCUGUCUCCGGCUCCCGAAGCUCCGGUUCUUCGGCUCCAUCCUUCGCGUGCGGCUCAGACGAGAGCGGUUUCUCUGUGACCAACUUCCACGUUGCCACUGAGAAGGAUACCGAAUUGCACAUCAUCUACAGCAUGCCCGAUGGAUCGACUUGCAAGAACACCGCUUCCUGCAACUCAGCCGGUACUGUGGUCACCAACGACCAGUGUGGUGGUGCUAAGUCCGUUCACUUCGAGCUGCCCGACGAUAGUGAACAUGAGAGCUGCGGUUUUGGGAUCUACAGCGUUGGCUUUGACUGCACUCCUGGUUCCACAACCACUGCUCCUGGUUCCACGACCACUGCCCCUGUUACCAGAGUUCCAGAUGAACAAAUAUCUGGGUCUGCUACCCCCAGCUCUAUCGCUGUGCCUUCGGUCUCUGUACCAGGCUCGGUUGUGGUUCCUCCAGUUACCACCUCGGCGGUUAGCACACCUCUUCGGAUGACUACAUCGACUGUGUUCACCACAAGCUUGAUCACUAUCACUAGCUGUGCUCCGACUGUCACUGAUUGCCCUGCUGGAUCAGGAUCAACCACUGUGGUGACUUCCACUAUCGCUCUUUCCACCACGGUCUGCCCCGUCACGGAGACUGCUCCUGUCCCGGAGACUUCCCCUGCCGCGGAGACUACUCCUGUCGCUACAAGCUCGUCAUCCAUCCCUGCCAUAUCUAGCCAAAGCGGUGUUCUACCUGCCAGUUCAUCGGCUGGUGUUCCUCCUUCUAGUGGCACAUCUGUUCCCGUAUCUUCAGUUUCGGCUUCUUCUCCCGUUUCCACUGCUACGAGCGAGACCCCCGCUGGAACGUCCGCCGCCUCGACCCCGCUCAUCACUACUCCCGUCCAGAUGACUACCUCAACCGUGUACACCACCAGUGAGGUCACCAUCACCAGCUGUGCCCCCGAUGUUGUUAGCUGCCCCGCAGAUUCGACUACAGUAGUGACUUCGACCAUCGCUAUCUCGACCACUGUGUGUCCCGUCACCGAGACUACUGCUGUUGCUACAAGCUCAGUAUCUGUUCCCGUCGUACCCGGCCCGAGCAGUGUUCUCCCUGGUAGCUCAUCUGCUGGUGUUCCUCCUUCCAGUGGUACAUCUGUUCCCACUUCUUCGACCUCGGCUUCUAUUUCAGCUAUUACGAGCGAGACACCUUCUGGAACUUCCGCCGCUUCAACCCCGGCGAUUACCUCCCCAGUCCGGAUGACUACCUCAACUGUGUAUACCACCAGCGAGGUCACUAUCACCAGCUGUGCCCCUGAUGUGGUGAGCUGCCCAGCAGACUCGACUACAGUAGUGACUUCGACCAUCGCUAUCUCGACUACUGUAUGUCCCGUCACUGAGACAACCCCAGUUGAUGUCGGCUCCACACCUGUACCUACCGGAACAAGCCCAACCGGCGUCUUGCCCGUUAGCUCGCCAGCUGGAUCAUCUACCCCCAGUGGCACUUCCGCUGCUUCAACCCCGGCAAUCACCACUCCAGUCCAGAUGACCACCUCCACUGUGUACACCACCAGUGAGGUUACCAUCACCAGCUGUGCCCCCGAUGUUGUCAGCUGCCCAGCGGAUUCGACCACGGUUGUGACUUCGACUAUCCCUAUUUCGACCACUGUGUGUCCCGUCACUGAGACUACCACAGCGGAUGUCGGCUCCACACCUGUGCCUACAGGCACAAGCCCAACCGGCGUCUUGCCCGUUAGCUCCCCGGCUAGCUCAUCUCCCCCCAGUGACACCUCAGCAGUUUCUACGUCGGUUGGGACCUCCUCGGCUCCUGGCGUGACCUCUGAUGUGUCGUCCCCUGCACCUUCGUCUCCUGCUGGCACUACCCCCGCCCCUGGCGAGGCCACCACCACUGUCGUUACUUAUGAGACUGUGACCACUUGCCCGGUGACCAACACCGUUACCUCCGGUAGCUCUACUUUCGUGACUACCUCAAGCACCAUUUCAACCGUCACUUUGACUACUGUCUCUACUAUUUGCACUGAGUGCUCCGCUACCGCUACCGCUACCUCUGUUUCUGGUCAAAGCACAGUUGCUUCCUCUGGUACUCCUGAGGGAUCAAGCCCUGUCUCUUCUUCAUCUGCAGAGGCUUCCAGUCCCCUCCCCAGCGGCCCCGAUGUCACUAGCUUGGUCCCAUCCAGCGUGGGCGCUGUUACCACACCCGCGAUUCCCCAAGAGUCGACUGCCACGGUUGUAACUUAUGUCACCGAGACUACCUCUCCUGUGACUGCCACUAUCACUUCUGGAUCGUCGACUUUCGUCACUACAUCCAGCGCAGUUUCAACUGUGACCUUGACCUCCACUUCUAACCUUCCUAGCUCUGUUGCGGCUGGAAGCACUCCCGCUCCCUCUGAAACCGGCGUCGCCUCUACCACUGCUCCUACGGGCCCCGUUGUCUCCAUUAUUGGCUCAUCUAGCGUCGGCGUGAGCUCUACACCCACUAUUCCCGAGGGUGCCACUACCACCGUUGUGACUUACGUGACCGAGACAACCUGUCCUGUGACUGCCACUAUCACGUCUGGAUCGUCAACUUUCGUCACGACAUCCAGCACAGUGUCAACUGUUACCUUGACCUCCACUUCUAAUCUUCCUAGCUCUGUCGCUGCCGGAAGCACUCCUGCUCCCUCUGAAACAGGCGUCGCCCCCACCACUGCUCCCACGGGUCCCGCUAUCACCAGUGUCGUCGUAUCUAGCAUUGGUGUCAGCUCUACGUCCACUAUUCCCGAGGGUGCUACCACCACCGUUGUGACUUAUGUGACCGAGACUACCUGUCCUGUAACCAACACCGUCACUUCUGGUUCUUCCACAUUUGUGACCACAUCCAACACAAUCUCUACAGUGACCCUCACCUCCGUCUCAACUAUCUGCACCCAAUGCGCCGCUACUGCUACUGCUGCCACCGAGACUCAUUCUUAUUCGACAGCCAGUAACACCGGGGCAGUCCCCAGCGGUGUCUCCCCUGUAUCGAGCCCAGCUCCCUCGGCUCCCUGCCCCAAUACCGUGCCCCAGUGCAUCAACACUUGGCUCACCCUCGCUCCCAAGUGCACAUCCAACAGCGAUGCCUCCUGCUUCUGCCCCAACAGCGAGUUCACCAGUAAAGUCAUCUCCUGCAUUCAAGCCUGGGGCGCCUCCAAGGCAGAGAUCCAAUCUGCCCUCUCCUACUUCACCGGUAUCUGCGCCACCUGGGUCCCCCAGAACCCAGGCAUCGUAACCGCCAUCCCCUCAACCAUCACCCUCAUUCCGACAGUCGCUCCUUCCGCACCUUCAUCCAGCGUCUCUGGCGCCGGUGUCACAGCCACCGCCGUCAUCCCCAUCACCUCCGCCCCCACUCCCCCCUGCACUACAAUCACCUACUCGACCUACACUGUCACUGUCCCGCAGGUCAGCUUCAUCACAAACACCGGCACCAGCUCAGGCGCCGCGCCAACCAUCGGUCUGGUCCCAGCUGGUCCCAGCGGCGCCUCCCCAGCACACAGCGGCAGUGUUCCCCGUCCCGCAUCGGCGACCUGGUUGACCUCAAGCGGGUACCCGUCCGCCAGUCGAAGCGCUAGUGGAAUUACCUCGCCCAGCGCAUCCGCAUCCCCGGUCUUCAACUCGGCCUCGAGCUUGUCGGUCGCUUCCAGUCUGGUGCUGGUUUCUAUCGCUGCUCUCUUCAGCUUGAUGAUGUAG